GGCGGUGCUUACAGCUCAAGUGGGUGCCAAUCAAAACAUCAACUUCAAAUUGUAUCUGAAAGAUCAGCCUAGGACCUAAGGGCAGACACAUCAGUUGGAGCUCAAUUGUUGAUCAGAUCACAUCUAAGGGAUUUAGGAGCACAGAAGAGCCGAGAUUUGAGGAAAGACACCCCACUGAAUCCUUCCACACUCCUCCUCCUCCAUAUCUAGGUUGCAAUAUAUCUCUGACAGAAAGAAAUCAGAACGAAAAAAGAAAAUUAUCGGCUCGAUUUCUGUUCUCUCGCCCUGCCUGACUCCAGUAAAGAAGUGGGGGCGGGGGGGAGAGAAAAAAAAAAAAAGAGAGAGAAAGAAAGCCAGAGAGAGAUCCAGAGAAGCCCGGGUUUGUUCCGCUCCCCUCCCCGGCUGUCCAGGCUCCCUCCUCCCCCUUUUUUUUUUUUUUUUUGUAUAAUUCCUUCCCCCCCCCCCCUUUUUUUUUUUUUAAUUUUAUAUUUCUGCCGCUUCUGCCGCCGCCGCCAGUGCCGCCGCCGCUGUGCCCGCGCCCCGGAGAUGUCCUUCCCCCAGCUGGGCUACCCGCAGUAUCUCAGCGCCAGCCAGGCGGUGUACGGGAGCGACCGGCCCGGGGUGCUGGCCGCCGCCGCCGCCGCCGCAGCCGCCGCCGCCGCCGCUUCGGGCCGGCCCGCGGGCGCCGAGCUGGGCAGCGGCUCGGCCGCUGUCACUUCGGUUCUGGGCAUGUACGCCAGCCCCUACAGCGCCCCCAACUACAGCGCCUUCCUGCCCUACACCGCCGACCUCGGCCUCUUCUCCCAAAUGGGCUCCCAGUACGAGCUGAAAGAUAAUCCGGGUGUCCACCCCGCUACCUUUGCUGCCCACACUGCCCCCGGCUAUUAUCCCUACGGACAGUUCCAGUAUGGGGACCCGGGGCGGCCCAAAAACGCCACCCGGGAGAGCACCAGCACCCUCAAGGCCUGGCUCAACGAACACCGCAAGAACCCCUACCCCACUAAGGGCGAGAAGAUCAUGUUGGCCAUCAUCACCAAGAUGACCCUCACCCAGGUCUCCACCUGGUUCGCCAAUGCCCGCCGGCGGCUCAAGAAGGAGAACAAGGUGACCUGGGGCUCCAGGAGCAAGGACCAAGAAGAUGCAAAUAUCUUCGGGAGUGACAACGAGGGGGACCCGGAGAAGAAUGAAGACGACGAGGAAAUCGACCUGGAGAGCAUAGACAUAGAUAAAAUCGACGAGAACGAUGGGGAGCAGAGCAAUGAGGAAGAGGAGGAGAAACCUGAACUCCUGAGACAAAGCAGUGAAGAGGAGCACUUGGAAAAGGAGAAGGAUUUGGCACUGACAGGGUCUGAAGGCCUGAAACCCAAAGACACACUGACCAUGGUGAAGGAGGCCUCUGACAACAGCACACGAAUCAUCAGUCCCGGGGGACAGAACAAUUUACAGAUGCCAUCUCACAGCAAACCCAAGAUUUGGUCUUUGGCAGAGACAGCAACCAGUCCUGAUGGUGCCCUGAAAUCUUCUCCCCCUCCACCCCCUCCUCCCCAGGUUAACCACACUUCUCCACAGAUCCAGCACCCCGCUUUUCUCCCUAGCCAUGGACUCUACACAUGCCAGAUUGGCAAAUUUCACAACUGGACAAAUGGGGCUUUCCUCACUCAGAGUUCCCUGCUAAAUGUGAGGUCUUUUUUGGGAGUAAAUCACCACCACGCUACUCAUCACAAUCAUCACCUCCAGGCCCAGCAACAACCUUCUGUUUUAACAGCCACCCUGGGAGCCCUAAGCAGUGAAAAACCUUCAGAGAGGACCAGUCCCAAACACAUAGAAAGAGAAAAUGUACCAAGAACUGACUCCCCACCUCAGCCGCUAAAAUCGCCCUUCCAGCCUGUCCGUGACAAAUGUCCAUAAAAGGCAAGGUGUGAAGAAUGGGGGCGGCUGGCAGAAGCACGCUGGACAGGCUGUUGGCACACAAGCAGCACGGGGCUGAUGAGUCAUAAGUGCCAAAGGGAGCCUCAAAACACCGGCUCUGUCAUGUGUCCACCUUCCCCUGGCUCCCAGGGCUCAAUUUGUGGGGGAAGGCCUCCCUGCCAUUUCAGUGACCACCCUGUGCCUAAGUCCCACUUUUCACACCACCCACCUACCCACAGGCUGCUGGCGCAUGGAGAGGUACCCUGAAACCCAGCAACCUGCCAUGGGUCAGGCAGUCAUGGCCUAAACCAUCUGGGGCAGAUCCCUGCUGGCCCAUGGGGAGCAGAAGGUUGUGUGGAGUUGUGCCGUCCGGGACUGCUGGUCCCACUCUGCCAGGGUGACCGACGAGGCCUGAGCCCAGCGCCAGCUUUGUCGGGACUGUGGCGAUGAGGGACAUGGGGCCCGAUUCCAGGUUUGGAGCUGCCAAGUUUUACGUUUCAGCAGUAAAUCUUACCUGGGACUAACAAAUCAAGUAAAAUGCUGGAACAUGUAAUAAACAUGGCCUGCGUAGUGUGUUUUCCAGUGAGAAGUUACAGAAACGGCUCCUGGCGAGGUUGGUGUUCCCCAUUGUGCGGUGCCCCCAUGCAGUGCCGUUCAUAGCUUGCCUGUAAAACCAGCCAUGUGGACAGGAAUCGCUGGAAGAACCAGGAGACUGAAAACCCCAUAGAAAUGGGUAUUCAAAAUUUAAGACUUAGAAAAUAUGAGCUCUUAAAACUAAACAAUGUACUUCUGUGAGGAAUUAAUUUACUCGAGUCCCGUCACCUUUAUUAAUAUUAGUUUUGGCUUCUCUUUUGUGUAUGUAAAGAGAAUACAUGCAUGAGUGUUUGCAAAAAAAAAAAAAAAAGCAGAAAAAAUACAUCAUUUAUCUGUUUUUUACUUACUUUAAUUAGCAUUACAGACAUCCUUCACAUCUGACAGCCAAACUUGUAUCCCGACAUGUGCCUUUGGAGCCAAGCUAAUGCAAAAAUGCAAAUGCGGGACGCACACGGAUAGGUACCGGUGGUGCCUCUCCUGAGAAUACAAAGUGCCGGCGUAAACUCCAUGCAGAACUAAAGGCAGGUUUAAAAAGUAACAUUUAUUUUUACUCCAGAUUUAUGGCUGACCCGUAGAUAAUUAAAGGUUUUAUUUUGAGCUGUUGGCCCCACACAAUACAUUGUCCUUUGUUGCUGCACAAGUAGCGCUUUCCCUGUGCUGCCUACGGUUCAAAAACAAUGAAGCAAUCCAUUUAUUUUGUUGGUCAAUUGUAGCACAAAGUGAGGUGGUCAGUGUGGAAAGUUUAUCACUGUCUUGUCCCUUUGGAGGAGGCAGAGCAUUCACACACCCUCUGCCCCAGUACACAAAUGUCAGUCUUUUUGCAGGCUGCUGUUUUCCUUUUGAAGAUGCCGAUGGUGUCUCUGAUCCACUAAUCCAUUUAUCCAGUUUCAUGAGUGCAUUGGCUGAAUACGCUCACAAUAGCCUUGCCCAGCUGGAAACAAGAAGUCAGGGAGUGCAGCCGGCACACCCACCAAUGCCUGACACCACUCUUGUAUGAGGCUUGAGUGCUUGUCUCAAAAAAAAACCCCAUCCCAACCCAAACCAAAACCCCCAGAGCCCUCAACCUGCUGCAAUGUGCCCGAUACUGUGAUCCUUCCCUCCCUGAGAGCAGAAGUGUUUUUAGAACCGUCUAUAAUGUACUACAGGGUUGUAUUAUUUUCAUGAUAUUUGGCUGUGUCAGUGAGGGUUGAAGCUUGAGGAAAAAAAAUGCCUCCGGGACUCUACAAACAAGUGCACAUUAAAGAAACUGGUCAGUUGCUGCCAAGCAGGAGGGUGCAUGGGGGAGGCAGCGGGCAACGGGCUUCCAUUUGUGUUCAGUGCUGUGCCGUUAUUUGCCAGCUUUUUAUUGCAUUUUAAAUGUAUGUUUAAUUACCAGUGUUAUUGGUAAUAACAGAAUGUUUGAAAAUAUUAAAUACAUUUGUGAGCUUGUGUGAAAAAAGAAGUUAAAAGGUGUUCGGUGCACAGAAUGUUAAAAAGAUCUCACAAUGAAGUGAUUAACAUUUUUAUGAAUAAAAUUAAUCACGCAUUAACUCUGCAGCUCAAUACAUCUGAAUGCCAAAUGUUGCACAGCAGCCCUUUCCCCUAAACCCAAGAAUUUUGGAUGCAGUAUUGACCCACAUCAAACAGUCAUCUAUUAGUAAUGGCAGUGUAGUUAUGAGAAGAUAUUUUAAUAAUGUACAUUUACAUUUGAGGCAAGCAAAUAAAAAGGAGAAAAGAAAUUUGGGGUAUUUUGUCAGGAUUUGUGAGGACCGGUAGGCACAUAAAAUACAUUAGGAAGCAGUCAAUAGGGGCAACUGUUUGGAGAAAAAAGAAGUUUAUGCUGCGCUUAUGGAAGCAAGGAGCAAAGUCACCGUAGUAAACAGAUUCCAGUGGAUUGUGCUGAGCUCUCCUCAGUUCUUAUUAGUGUACUCAUUGUUCUGGACAAAGCUUAUUAGGUUUUAAGAUGGGAGCUUAACAUUAUUAAAAUUUCCACUGUGUCAGAUAAUAAAAUGUGAUCUCUUUCUCUCUCUCUCUCCCCCCUUCCCUCCGUGUGUCUGUGUAUAUGUGCACGCGCACGCGCGCGCGUGUGUGUGUUUUCUAAUCUCUUGCCACUGUGGUUUUGGGAUUAUUCCAGCAGGCUGUACAAAGGAAAGCAAAGGCAUCUGAAGUGUCACUCUACAGCUGUGGCAAAGUAACAGAAUUUCCAUUUUGUUGAUGCUCCCAGCACAUGUGUGCAGCAGAAGGUGAUAUCAAAGGAGCCGUUCUUCCUCAGUUCUGCACAUUAUUUUUCACUGCUGUGGCGAAUCUCUCUGAGCUCCGUGAACCAAUAAAACAACGGUCCCUGUUUGAGUUGAUAUAUUAAUAUUUACUGAGGAUUUGCAAGGUCGGGGCUAAAUGUCAGCAGAUUGCUGGGGCAGUACUGUGGGGAAUAAUUAAACAAAUCUCACAGCAGUUCAGCCUCCUAACAUCUUUAUUAAUUUUUUUUCCUCUUUUUUUUUUUUUUUUUUUUUUCCUUUCUGGAAACAGUACACUGAAAUAGUGCUUUUCCAGCCUUAGUGAAGAUUUGAGAGAAGUUUAAUAAUAAAAUCCUGGAUUGGAAGUAUUUGGUUUUGACAGUUGCUUGGCCCACUUGCCUGCAGAUGUUAGUUGGUUUUGAAGGCUAUGAUGUGUGAAUUAUCACCAAGCUGCUGGGAUUCUCACCUGCCUCUCCAUCAAAUUUGUCUUGACCAGUCUGCCAAGUACAAUAACAUCGCUACUAUAAAUGGAGACCCAAAUUGGCUUCAUUAAGUAGUGGGUCUGCUUCUCUAAGAGAAGAAACUGGAGGACCCCAAUUCAGUACACACAUGUCCCUUAACAUGAUUAUAGUGUGCACUUUAGUACAACUUAGACAAUUCUCUUUAAUAAGCUUCAUAAUUAGUGUUGGGAUGCCUCAUUACAAGUCAUUGCCUGUAGCAGUCCUAGGCCAAACAGCCCUUCUCAAUCUGAUUUAUUUUAUUUUAUUUUUUUUUUAUCAGGCAGCAGGAGCUGUCUAGAGCUUUUUGUUUGUAUAAUGGGGACUUGCAUUAAGCCCCCAGUGUAAAAAUACCACAAGGAAAUUAAUUGCUUCUGUGCAGAUUCACCACAGAUGUGUCCUGUUAUGGGGAAUGGUGUAUUUCUGACAUUGCUAUACUGCAGUGUGUUGGGAGGAAAAAAAAAAGUCUGGAAAAACUACAAAUGCAAACAUAUUAGCAUCCAUAUAGAUUCCUUAUGUUGUAACUGAAAACAAGGAGAUUUCUAAAGUGUGUCAGGGCCUUCAAGCCUUUUUUGAAAUGAAAUGGAUUUUUUUUUUCUGAUUUUAUUUUAUUUUAUUUUGUUUUAAUGCUCAAACCCCACUAAUAAAAUACACAUGGCCACAUAUUCUGUUUGGUACUGGCUGAUAAAUGUGGUACUUAAAAUAACACACACGAGGAGUGUGGUGACUCAACGCAAUAAGAAGGCUGACACACAAAGCUGCCCUCAAGGUCAGUGGUUUGUUAUCUAUCACUGUUGGUCAGGUUGUGAAUCACAGCUGCAAGUUUCAGCAAGUUAAGGGGAGGAGGAGCAUUCAGAGUGCUUGCCCUGUGGAAAAGAAAAGCUGAGCUGGUGGUUUGUUAGCUGCAGCUGAACAUCACCCUGCAGCUUCUGGGUAAUGCCCAUUCCCCUGUCACUACAGCAAAGCUGGAAAGUGCCUUGAUCCAGAUACGAGUGCUUUGAUUUACUUGUUAGAAUUCAGGUGGAAGGGUUUAGGGUUAGCAAGUCCACCACUGCAGAGCCUUGUAGCACUGCCCUCUCGUUAUUUAUAUUGAUUUCUUUCAUCUUAAUCCUUGUAAACUUCAGUUUUGACUUCGGGCUGAUCCCUCUGAUACAGUUGCAUUUGCCUAGUGACAUCACUAUUGAUAACAGAACAUUAACAAUUCACCUCACAACAGUUAUACGAAGGAAGACCCAUUUAGAAUAACAUAAUGUGGGAGCUGUGGUAUUAGGAAUAACUAUUUGCAUUCUUCACGUGUGACUGUGAAGUGGACUCCAUCUAUUAAUUCUAGGCGCUGCAAAAUGAAAAGAAACCAAACAAACCAACAAGUGUCUCCUCUACUCAAAUUCAGGAUGUUGCCUGUCUGAUAAUGAUACAGUAGCAAAAGUAAUAAAACUGUUCUAGUAAUGAACCUCCCAGAUUAGAUUUUCUAAGUAUGCGUAACAUGAAAAAUUCACCAUCAAGUUAAAUUUCUGUAUUCAGGCCCACUGAAUUUACAUACAGGAAAGACUUCAUAGGCCUUAAUGAAUGUAUCUGACAGACAUGAUUUCAAGAAAAUCCACACAUUAACUGCAAGCAACAGUGGGAACAUGUAAAUUGAACAUGAACAGAUCAGAUCAGCGUUCAUUUUUACCACACUGCACUUCAUAGGAUCUUUUACCAGCUGUUUCAGAGCAAAUCCUUCAAGUUUUUUUUUAUAAAAGGAUAAAUAAUUUACACCUUCACACGAAAAACUAUACGUAAAAUAAGAUAAUUUUAAAAAUUGGAAAAUUAAUUUUAAAAGAGAUGGUAAACCUUGAAAAAUACUGUUUUGCAAAGUGAGAUUAUGAUAAUUGUAUCUAUGUGGUUCUUCUAUACACAGAGGAAAAGGGAAAAUGGAUACUGUCUUCAUCCCAGAGAGGCAUGUUUUAGGUUGUGUGAGGGAUUAGGAGAUAGAUAUAGAUGCUUUAAUUCAGCAUCUCCCUUUGGAGAAGAGUAACACAUAAAUUCCUUCUCAAGUUACAUUUUCUCUGUAGUCAUCUUCUUACUAACUUUACAAUAAAUAAAAGCAGUAGAAAGGAGGAGGAAGUGGAAACCAAUUCAUGUCACCAACUACCUUUUUUUUUUUUUAAUUUAUAUGGUCUUCUACUAUUGUAUAUGUGAGUGCAUGUGUAUGUUAGAGAACGAAGAAAUUAUUCCCCCAGGCCUUGCUCUUAGGGGCCGCUCUGUGAAUCUAAGUGAUUACAUGUGGACAAGAGGUAAGAGGAGGUGAUUUACUGUGAACACAGGAAAUUUGUAUACUUCUGGUAAUCUGUGGUAAAUCUACCAGGAAGCUAACGAAGUCUGAUCUUGCUGUAUGUCUUGUGUGGCUGCUAUCUGGUUAUGAGGAUGCUCUCAGAAGGAGUGUGAAAGCUAAGUGGUUUGGCUCCUUGAAAUGCCCAAACACAUGGCUUUCUUAGGCAGGACAAGUCAACAGUCUGCCUAAGCCCUCCCUUACCUAUUCAUGCAAGGUACAUGAAGGAUCAGAGAAGCAUAACAGAAGUGCUGUUCUCACUGACAAACUUGUCCCUCUUAAUUGCUUUUCCAUGGUAAGUGGCAUGUGCAUGUUCUUGGUUUUACUAUGCUAUUCGUUUGCCUGCCCCCUCCCACCCUCCAAAAAAUAAAAAAAUUACUUAUAGUACAGUAUAGAUCCUAUUUACAUCUGUUUGAUAGCCUCUUACCAGCUUUGAGAAACUGAUUCAGUUUGUUCAUAUUUCUGUGGAGAGCAUCCUUUGAUAGUACAUGAUAUUUGUGCACACAGUGCAGGUCUUUUGGGUCUUGGGUAUGAUCACCAACAUAAAAUGGAAGGUUCUCGCUUGCAUGUUUGACAAGUGGCUCUUAUCUUUGGAACCUCAAUCUGCUCAGUCUCUCCUGACAAUAAGCAGUCAUAACUCUGGGCUCAGUGACCAUGGAUGUGGCUUCAGUCAGUUGCUCCUGGAGUGGAAGGGGUGUGGCUGAAGACCAUUUGUAGUAAGGGUUCAUCGAUCAUCUUCAUCCCAUCUUCUCAGGGUCUUUCACUGUCCUCGAGAUUUUUAUCUUGGUUCUUUCUUUCUUUGUCCUCUCUCUCAAAUAGUAUCCUCUUUGUUUCUCCCUGUGCCCUCUCAGCAGAUAGGAGGCUUUCCCAUGUGUUGCUGUAAGAAUAGGCUGCUGUCAGCAGACAGCCUGACUGUUCUUGUCUUCUACACCAGACCUCCAUGUCUCCAUGCCUCUACUCUCCCUUCCUUCUCCAAACUAAAAGCAUUCUCCUCCUCUCUUACUUGAAAAACUGACACUUUUACACUUCUUGUGAAACUACAAGGGAAAAAAAAAUAUUUCCACACUGAGUGCCCACCUCCAUCAUUCCUUUAGAUCAGAAAGCACUCCUCAACUCACUAUUGAGGAUGUCAUUUUACUGGGCUUUUGGGAGAAGGUGACAAAUGAGAUGCUGCUCUCAGGUCAUCACUACAAACAUCACAGCUUGUUAUCCUGUCCAGUCUUCUGCUGGCCUUGAUCCAAACAGAAAAAUACAAGAAUACUGCUCUUUUUCCUGAUGGAAGCUGCUCUUUCCAUCAGUUUCAAAGGAUGGCAGAAAAAUGCUGUCUGUGAACCUCUUAGUCAGAAGCAGCACAAUCACUCAUAUCUCUGAUCCCCGGGAGAAUAUUUACACUUGACAAUCAUCUCUUUCAGACCUUCCCUUGGAAUGAGACUUGAGUCUUACAGGUCUUCUGUAAGAGUCCAUUAGUCCAUACCUAAAUGUGCAGAGGUUCUCAUCUCCCAGGAUCAGGGCAUGUGCGUGCAGAUCUCACAGGGAAGACAGAGAAAGCAGCAGUAGAGCUAAGGGCAGUCCCAAAGGACCUCAAGCCCAGAGAACUAACACAUGUUGGAAAGUUCAAAAAAUAUUUUAUUGUUGUCAAAUGUAUAAACCUGAUGUGCAAUUCUAACCAGAUCAGGCUUUGGGCCGUUUGCCCAGUUAUUCAUAAGGAAGUGUCCAGAGUGGGUAAGAUUGUGAGAUUCUCCUGGGACACAGCUCUUGAUCUGGUUAUUUCUUGUUGUGUUUGAUAAUACACAGUUCUCUGCCAGAGGGAAUUCUGGGCUUAUAUCCAUGUUCAUCCUCAUGUUCAGGCAACAGGGACAAGACUAGUUAUGGAAGUGUGCUAUGUUUAAAUUGAGGGUCCCUCUGAGGGAUGGGGCAGUUGUGUGAAUUCUGGUCUGAAAGUGAUCUCCAUCCUUCCCUCUACUUCCUCUUCUGCAGAAUGAACACUGUCUUGGGUUUUUUUGCUGUAAAUCUGCUUUCCUUAAAUAUUUUAUUGUCUUGCUGCCUAGAAAUGUUGAGGGAAUUUCCUCAGAAAGUUGUGAAAUGUAGCUUGUGAAGUAGUUAAUCAGCACACAACAAUUAUUCCCUCUCAUCUGGUGUAGAGGGAUAGUCUGAAUAUCCCAAUAUAGGAUUUUCAGAGGACUGUACGGGAAGCAGAAGUGUAUCCUACACAGUGUGAGAGAGUAACUGAUCUCCCGCUUGUGAGUAGUACUCACUGAUAUGUGGAGGAAGAAUAACUUCUAGAUGCAUGAAGAAAGAGUUUGCCAGCCUGGAAACAUGGUGCUGGGCAGUGGAUAUCUUUGGAAUAGCUCUCACUGCCACUAUGCAGUGAUUCCAAACAAGCUGAGGGGUUUGCCUCAAUUGGGUGCAAGUCCCUGCAAAGCAAAUAAUAGGAAGUUGUGGCAAGAGGUCACUCAUAGACUUAUGUGCAUGAUAGAUGUUUUGCUCUCUGUCUUUCCUGAAAUAUCCUUCUUUAGGAGAUAUCAUCUUCUGUCCUACUUUCCUCCAUUAUGUUUUGAGUUACUAGUUUGGAGAUCUGUGUUCCCAUCUUCCAUUCCAAGAACAGAAUGAGUUGCACAGUAGUUUCUUUAUACAUAGCUCUUUAUACAUUGCACCCUUACAGGUAGAGUUACUCCCAUUGGUUUGUGAAGCUCCAUCGGCUUUUCCUACUGUUUUCCUCUCUACAUUAGGUUGACUUGGUCCAAACUGACAGUACUCUCCGUAGAACUGGAAUUGCUGCAACUGAUGUUACCAUACCAUGCUCCUAAACUAACUUUGUCUAGAUUUUCUCCUGAGUUGAUGAUUUCCCAGAGGCAGCAUAUUGUUAUUUGCUUGGCUGCUAUACUUAGAAUUAAGAGGUCAAUGUGUGCCAUGUCUUUUUGAAGAGAUACACUUUGUGUGCAGAAAGGAGGUAUAGGGACAUGACGUGAAGAACUUAUGAUCUUAUGUUACAAAAUUGUUUAGGGGCUUUUUUUGUGUGUAUGUGAGAGAGUUGUGGAUAAUGUUAGGUUUUUUCAGGAGGGGCACUGCAGAGAACAGGUAUUGAGGCUGUAUGGAAGUGUAUGCUGGAGGUGUUGGACACUUCCAUGUUUGUUUGCCAUCUAUUUCCCUGUUCAAGCAGCAACAUGCUUACCAUGCCCCAGAGAACAUUUAAAAACUAGAUGAAAACAAGGGAGUUUGGUCAGGGAAUUUGACCUCAGGGCUGUCCACAGAACCAAAUUACAAAAAAGACAGUGUAGACAUAGCUUUCCAGGUUGGCAUGUGUCCACUGUAGUAAGAAUAAUUGAUAUUUUGGAUAAAAAAGAAGAAACAGGAAAACAUCAAAGACUAUUUUUGCAAGUUUUUGGGAAUUUAUGUGUUCAAGGACAUUGCAACAUCAAUACUAUUUGAAUAGAUUCAGUCGUUUCAAGAGUCAUUCAUUCACAUACAGAUAAGAGUUCAUGGAAAUAGUAAACUCUAUUUUAGGUUCACAGAACUUUGUAAGUAUACCCAGAUUUACUGCAGCAGCUGAAAAACAUUCAAGGGUGUUCUAAUGUGUAAGACUUAACAUUUUAUCUAUUUUGUUUGCUGCAGUCCGGUGAAACAUUUGGCACUCUUUUCCAUAUUUCACUUGUUAGUCACUCCCAGUCACUCUGAGUUCAAAUGUGCCAUCUUUACUCAUGCAAGUAAUGUUAAAUACAGGAAGAAUAACUGUCUUCCAGGAGUCUCAAUAGAAGAGUCAGUCCCAGUAUUUCCUCAAGAACAUAGCUUGCUAUUCUAACUUUCAUUAUAGCAGAAUUCUUACACAGUUGUUAUAUUUUAAGAUGGAUGAAUGAGAAUUUUUAGGUGACUGGGGAGAGUGUUUGUGGGAUAAACAAGACAUCUUUCCUUCAAUUUUGAGGAGAUAUGUAUUUUCCCACUUUAGAAAUCAUGUUUUGUAUCUUUUUUGGGCAACUGCUAUCACUGGCCACAAAGAUGUUCUAUAAAUUUCAGGAUAUGGGCAGAGUUUGUAAGAAUCUUGCUUAAUUAUGUGAUAUAUUGUGUUAUAUUGAUUAUGUUAUUACUUGUAAAUCCUGUUCCUUAUUAAAGCU
Messenger RNA from Columba livia (rock pigeon), 11632 nucleotides. It is a transcript of the gene IRX1, whose product is annotated as iroquois homeobox 1. Gene Ontology annotation, molecular function: DNA-binding transcription factor activity, RNA polymerase II-specific; RNA polymerase II cis-regulatory region sequence-specific DNA binding. The transcript is spliced from 4 exons. Gene Ontology annotation, biological process: neuron differentiation; cell development; regulation of transcription by RNA polymerase II. Bases 547 to 1908 code for a protein of 453 amino acids. The record is from RefSeq and is a predicted model, not a curated record. Gene Ontology annotation, cellular component: nucleus. Lineage: Eukaryota; Metazoa; Chordata; Aves; Columbiformes; Columbidae.